Molecule: messenger RNA, 1409 nt
Organism: Coniophora puteana RWD-64-598 SS2
Lineage: Eukaryota; Fungi; Basidiomycota; Agaricomycetes; Boletales; Coniophoraceae
Exons: 4
Coding region: 1-1068 (355 amino acids)
Source: RefSeq, a predicted model, not a curated record
AUGCUUGCUCACUCCUCGGACAUGGCUGGGCACCCGUUCACCUCCCUCCCUCCCGACUACAUUUCCACUGUGACAAGCCAGGGGUACAUCGUUUCACUCAAGCCAAUCAGCCUGAUCAAGAGCGAGGAAAAGAAACCUGCCAUCUCGUACAUGUUCGCCGAGCACGGCGGCGAGCGCUUCUUCCCCUGCCUCGUCUACGAGGGCACCCAUCCUCCCCCCGCCGAUCUCGGCAUCCUCGGCGACAUCUACGUCGACGUCGUGAGCGUGCUCGUAUGGGGAAAAGUCAAGGCCCCCGAGCCCGACGGCACCCCCAAGAACGAAAAGUGGAUCACCUGGCCCGGCCCCAUGGCGCACGCGCAGGACAUCGACAUCAGCGAGGAGGCACAGGCCCAGUUCUCCGCACACAGCCUCAUCAACCACCCGCUGCUCCCGCUCUCGUCGCGGCGCUGCCUCUGGGUCUGCGUCCAGUACGGCGUGGCGUGGCUCCCGCCCUGGCGCAUCCACCAGCUCCGAACGAAGGCGCUCAAGGACCGGCCUCACUGGGAGCUCGCGCGCAACGGGCGCUGGCUCGUCGAAGAGUAUAUCAAGAGCAGAAAUCAUCUGUUUCCGGAUCACGAUCCGUUGAUCGGUGGCCACCGCGACGUCGCUGGCGAAGGGAAUGCUCAGCCGUUGUGCACUGCCACCGAGCGCUCUGAUUCAGCUCAGAAAAAGGCUCGCCCGAACGAAGGUCGACCUGACGCCCCGCCCAACAAUGCCAGAACUUUUCCAUCGGCACGCACACUCACAGCGGCCAUUGCAGCGGCGGGGCGGCUGCAGGUGCUUACAGGAACGACCAGCAUUCCGAAUCCACCGGUUCGCGAAGGGCGCGGAGAGCUCUCGUAUCAGCGGCCGCGGCGAGCGCUCCUGCCAGACACCAAUAUGAAGGACACGCACAGGAACAUCGCCAGAAAAGAUGAGCUGCGAGUCGAGAGACAGAGCGGGCCGCGGACAAUUCAACAGGAUCAGACGCAGCCAGGACAGCAGGUCAUUCUAAACGACAAUCACUACGGGGAGCUUAUGUUGCUUUAAACACACCGCAGUGGCACUGGACAUACUGAAACGCCUCCCCGUGGUAUCCGCACAUUAUCUUGCCAACCCUGUUCAUAAACGGGUGGCAUAUCUUGUCGUGGUACUUGGGUGCUGCAUUGACGUUCAACUUGCGCCACAACAAUCGGUUUUCCGACGUAUCUUCGUUCGAGGGCAGAAUCGCGUUUGAGUAGACAAUCUUCGACGCACAUAUCGCACACUAUGUUACUACGCCAACAGUCGCAGGACGGGGCCCGAAAAGGAUAUCAUUGAUAACAGGUAAAGCAAUGUCCGAAGGAUUCUAGGCGGCUUAGCCGGGAAAUCCAUAAGUCUACUCGACGGAA